AUGAGUGGAAGAAUACCGUUGUUGACGGCCUUGCGGUCGUUGGCUCUCUCCGGAGAAGCCCAGGGCUGUUCCAUCCGUCCUUUACUGCGACGGCCCUUCUCGUCGACAGCGCAAUACAGAACAGCCUCCAAGGAUACGCAGACGCAGAGUAAAAACGACCGCGAACUCGAGAACCGGCUGCUAGGAGGCCAGAGCAAGAAUGUUGGCCCUUCGCGACUCGCAACACUGUCCCAGACCACACGAUCGAAGGCAGCAGCUUCUUCUAACUCCAAAACGACGGAGGAGGUCAUAUCCAGAGUGUCCAGCCUCAUCCAGAACCCACAACGAACAACCGAGCUUCCUCACCGCCUACACAUAUACUCCCACAGGCGAAACGUCCAUGCUACGUUGACAAAACCGAACAACGAUGUGCUAAUGUCCGUCAGCACAGGAAACAUUGGUUUCCGCAAGGGCCACCGAGGAGACUACGAUGCUGCGCACCAAUUGGCCGUCUAUACCAUGGGCAAGAUACAGGAGCGAGGGUUUCUGAUGCAGAUCAACGGGCUGGAAGUGAUCCUCAGAGGCUUUGGGCCCGGUCGAGAAGCGUUCACCAAGGUCCUGCUAGGAAAGGAGGGCAAGGUCCUUCGCGAGAGAAUCGUCCGGGUGUCUGACUCGACGAGGUUGAAGUUCGGCGGCACACGAAGCCCAGCAGUAAGACGGCUCGGUUAG
Trichophyton benhamiae CBS 112371 is the source of this 708-nucleotide messenger RNA. Its product is annotated as 37S ribosomal protein S11, putative. Gene Ontology annotation, cellular component: mitochondrial small ribosomal subunit; ribosome. Gene Ontology annotation, molecular function: structural constituent of ribosome; mRNA 5'-UTR binding; small ribosomal subunit rRNA binding. The record is from RefSeq and is a predicted model, not a curated record. Bases 1 to 708 code for a protein of 235 amino acids. Lineage: Eukaryota; Fungi; Ascomycota; Eurotiomycetes; Onygenales; Arthrodermataceae. Gene Ontology annotation, biological process: ribosomal small subunit assembly; maturation of SSU-rRNA from tricistronic rRNA transcript (SSU-rRNA, 5.8S rRNA, LSU-rRNA); translation. The transcript has a single exon.